This is a messenger RNA of Vicia villosa (hairy vetch), 974 nucleotides long. RefSeq lists its product as uncharacterized. NCBI's taxonomy places the organism in Eukaryota, Viridiplantae, Streptophyta, Magnoliopsida, Fabales, Fabaceae. The record is from RefSeq and is a predicted model, not a curated record. The transcript has 3 exons. The coding region runs from base 143 to 817 and encodes 224 amino acids.
ACAUGAAGCAAAAGGUUGGUAGUAGAAAUAAGUUCCAAACCCACCAUACACAAGACCAUAUGCAAUAAAUGCUUCAGCCAUUGUUGCAUCAUUUCAUAACCACCAAAAACGUGAUAAUCUUGAAAGGUAGUCUGCAAAGACGAUGGCACUGAGUGGGAAGGUAGUUCAUGGAGAGCUGUUGGACACAGUAUGUAUUGAAAAAUUAUCAUUUCAGCAAUUUCCGGAAAUUGAGCCAUGCUUUGUUAGAAAAAAAGUAGGGGAUCUUCGGAUAACAUGGAGGAUCUGGAACAAUGAAGGUACCUGCCACGAAUUGGUAUACAACAAUAGCGAUGAUGCCCCUGUUGUUACCAGUGGUUGGGCUGAGCUGCAAAACUACUAUGAUAUGCCUGCUGAUGUGGUAGUUAUUUUGGGUUACUACGAGAACAACGAUUUUGAGGUAGCCGGACAUGUAGAAAUAACGUCACAUGAGGAUUUUCCAAGGUACCAUAGUAGAUCCAUCAGCCAUAAGGGGAUACAUGUGUUUGACGUAGAACUCGACGAUAGUAGUGUGAAAUCAGCGAAAUUAAGACUACAACCAGAGUUUGGUCAAGUUCUGAGAGACAAUGAUUAUGAGGUUUUGACAUUGUGUGGUGAUAAUGGAAGAACUCAGAUGCUCCUAAUUUUGAACACCGAUGACCCAGGACGUACAAAAUUAGGUUAUGAAUGGUUUGAAUUUUGCGCAUCAAACAUCCUGCAAUCCGGGGACAUCAUCAAAUUCAAAUUUGAUGUAACCGACAGUCACAAAACAUGCCAUGUGUAUAAGGUGUGUAACCCAUAAUCAACUUAUGUUAAACUAAAAUGUCGUUUCGGGACAGAUGUUAUAUGUAAUAUAUUUGAAAUGCUCUUAUGUCGCUUUUGUUUAAUUCUUGUAUUGUUAAGUGAUACUGUUGGAAUUAACAAUUUAAGAACGUGGUUUAUAUCUAUUGAUUAUAAAC